GCCUCGUGCUUUGCCUAGUUAAUGGUUGACUGAGUUGACUCCACAUUUACACGGGUUCAGUAUCGUCAAGUAUCGUGAAAGGACGCGGAAUUUGUUUAUAAUUCGUUAUUGUGCUUUGUGGAGACAAUGGAAACGAUUCUGGAGCAACAACGACGUUAUCACGAGGAGAGAGAACGUCUCGUUGAUGCAAUGGUCAAAGAAAUGCUGCAUAAAAAACCUGGUCAUCGAGAAAAUAUAAACUCCGAACAUCGGCUCAAAAUGUUGCUCGAUCAGUUUAUGGACAGCACAGCACAUUUGCAAGAUUUAUACGAAGAUAAAGAUGGACAGAGGAAGGAAGAGGUACAAGCACUGUCCGGUCCAAACGAGUUUUCUGAAUUUUACUCUCGUCUCAAAUCCAUCAAAGAAUUUUAUCGUCGGCAUCCCAAUGAGAUAAGUGUUCCAAUGUCAGUAGAAUUUGAGGAAUUGGCGAAGAUGCGAGAGAAUCCAACGGAGGAAUUGGCCAAUUUGGUUGAGUUUACGGACGAAGAGGGUUAUGGAAAGUACUUGGAUCUUCACGAGUGUUACGAAAAAUACAUAAACUUGAAGGGUAUAGAAAAAAUCGAUUAUAUAACAUACUUGUCCACGUUUGAUCAUUUGUUCGAUAUACCGAGAGAGAGAAAGAACGCAGAAUACAGACGUUACGUAGAGGCGCUGCUAACCUAUUUGACAGAAUAUUUGACAAGAGUAAAACCUUUGCACGAUCUGAGUCUGGAAGUGGAAGAAGCUCACAGGCAAUUCGAAGUUCAGUGGGAAGGCAAUACUUUUCCUGGCUGGCCCAAAGAAACCGGAAGUGCUAUGACCCAUGUCGGCGCUCAUUUGGAGCUAAGCGCUUUCUCUUCGUGGGAAGAAUUGGCUUCCCUCGGUUUGGACAGAUUGAAGUCCGCGUUGAUGGCCCUCGGCCUCAAAUGCGGAGGAACUUUGGAAGAAAGAGCACAACGAUUAUUCAGUACCAAAGGGGAAGCUUCUCUCGAUCCAAAUUUGCUGGCGAAGAGUAAAAAAAGAGGUCACACGAGGAGCAAGGAUAUCGCUAAGCAAAAAGAUAUUGCCAAGCUCGAAGCUCAGGUUUACAAGCUGGCAGAGUUAGUUUCUAGUCAAAGAGUCGCCACGAAGGAAAAUGUGCAACGAAAGCAAGCCAGAACCGAGGGUGAACGCGGGGACUCGGAUGCCGAGGCAAGUGCGAGCGAAUCGGAGGAAGAGGACGACAACGAAGUUCCUUAUAAUCCCAAAAAUUUGCCUCUGGGUUGGGACGGCAAGCCGAUUCCCUACUGGUUGUAUAAACUUCACGGUUUGAACAUCAGUUAUAACUGUGAAAUUUGUGGUAAUUUCACGUACAAAGGACCCAAAGCUUUCCAACGACAUUUUGCCGAAUGGCGACACGCCCAUGGCAUGCGUUGUCUCGGCAUUCCAAACACCGCGCAUUUCGCCAACGUCACACAAAUCGAAGACGCUCUUGCUCUUUGGGAAAAAUUGAAGUCUCAAAAACAAGCCGAGCGAUGGCAGCCCGAACAGGAGGAGGAAUUCGAGGACUCCCUUGGCAACGUCGUCAAUCGAAAAACUUACGAAGAUCUCAAACGUCAGGGUCUUCUUUGAAACUCUUGCAGUGAAAAUGAGUAUUUUAUUCUGUUCGAACAAUUUGGUUGUUUUUUUUUUUUUUUUUUUUUUUUUUUUAAUAAAUUUUGAAAACGAAUAUUCCAGCAUUCCAAAGCAAAAUUUGUCAAAAUUUCUAUCGAAUCAAGUUCCGGCUGGGAUUUGAUGUGGAAAGCAUUCAUUUUCGCUUGUUGACGGAAGUGAGAAAAGAAACUCGUGUAUUUCGAAAACGCUCAUUAUUCGGAACAAUUAAUUCUUAUCACAGUUAUGUUCAUUAUAUUUAUACGGUAAUGACAAUAUAAAUUGAAUUUACACACAAAA
This is a messenger RNA of Venturia canescens, 1947 nucleotides long. RefSeq names its product splicing factor 3a subunit 3 noi (gene noi). Bases 127 to 1629 code for a protein of 500 amino acids. Gene Ontology annotation, biological process: mRNA splicing, via spliceosome. Lineage: Eukaryota; Metazoa; Arthropoda; Insecta; Hymenoptera; Ichneumonidae. Gene Ontology annotation, cellular component: nucleus; spliceosomal complex. The transcript is spliced from 2 exons. Gene Ontology annotation, molecular function: zinc ion binding; RNA binding. The record is from RefSeq and is a predicted model, not a curated record.